Molecule: messenger RNA, 1428 nt
Organism: Ectocarpus sp. CCAP 1310/34
Lineage: Eukaryota; Phaeophyceae; Ectocarpales; Ectocarpaceae
Source: the annotation of a GenBank genome assembly
GUUCCGCGAGCGGAGAACUUGGCCAUGGUCCGCGAGAGCGUUGAGCACCUAAAAAUGGCCGGGAAGGAGGUAAUGCUGGACAUGGAACACUUCUUCGACGGGUGGAAGGCUAACCGAGAGUACACCAUGCAGGUGUGCGCGGCGGCCGUCGGGGCGAAGGUGGACGUGCUCGUGCUUUGCGACACCAACGGAGGGUCUCUGCCGUGGGAGAUUGACGAAAUUGUAAGCGACGUCAAGGCUGCAUACCCCGGUACUCGCCUGGGUAUCCACUGCCACAACGACCAGGGGCUGGCCGUGGCGAACUCGCUUCAGGCUGUCAGGAGCGGGGCGGAUGUUGUGCAGGGCACCGUGAACGGGAUAGGAGAGCGGACGGGGAACGCGAACUUGAUGACCAUCAUCCCUACCCUUCAGCUGAAGAUGGGGGCUCCAUAUACCGGCAUGAGUGCGUUUGCCCACAAGGGCGGGAUACACGUCAGCGCCGUAAACAAGAUCCCUGACUCGUACCAGCACAUCGACCCCGCCCAAGUCGGAAACAAGAAAAGGGUGCUUGUCUCGGAGUUGUCAGGGCAGAGCAACAUCCUGUCGAAAGUUGAGGAUUCGGGAAUGGCUAGCAAGACCGAACUCAAGGCCUCGAAAGUCUGGAGGGAACGCAUGGGACAGGUGCUGAAAACGGUCAAGCGCUUGGAGACGGAGGGGUACAGCUACGAGGGCGCGGACGCCUCCGUGAACCUUCUCGUCCGAAGAACGAUGAGCGGCUACGUCCCUCCAUUCAAGUGAGAGGGCUAGAUUCACAGCCGCACUUCACAGCAGUGCUGUAAGAGUGCUUCACAGUUAGCCCUGCGCCUGACCCUGUUUUUGGGCCCAAAUUAUGUCACACGGAGAAUCUUUCGAACAGCCCAUUCUUCUGAAGUUUGUUUUUCGUGGCCAAUCAAUCCCCGCAUUGUUGGCGGCCACGUCAGUUCAACAAGCGAAAAGACUGCACAAUCCGCGGUGGUGGGUCUUUUUUUUUUUUUUGAGUUGAUGACGAAAUAGGAUUGCUGUAGCCGCCCCCGUUCCCACCCGGCUGUGGGGCCGCAGAGACAUUGCGUAGAGAACAGGACAUUCACCGCUACUCAUGCCGCAGGAACGGUCGCAAAAGCUGCAGUAGCGCUGGCGGUAGAGCCAUUGCGCGCUGGCACAAAUUUCAGACAUGUGCGGAUGGCGGAAAAAGAUACACCCGAUCAGCGAGAGCAGGCAUUUCACGAAAAGCAAGAAAACCACUGCUACUCGUGGUGCAGGAACAGUAGCAAUAGCUGCAGCAGCGCCGGUGGCAGGGCCGUUGCGCCAGUGCAAACUUUGGAGAUGAUGAGCGGAAAAACAAAAACCGACCAGAAUGAAGAGCAGGUGAUCUGGUUUUUACACUAGAGUACAAAAAGGAACUGAGGCCGC